UGCUGAGACUGACGAAAUACCACCAGUCACGCAAGCUCCGGAAACUUCUUUUCUGUAUCCCCAACCCAAAUGAGGCCUAGUGCUGUGGCUUUUCUUUUCCGUUUAAACCCCAAAGAGGCCUAAACUGUUCACAUCGACUUCAGGGGCUGACUUGUUGCCAAUUUAAGAAACCAGAAACUCUGGUGAUGACCUCGCAACAUGAGCUGGCUUCUGGCCCGGGAACUUCGCCCUUGUGCUUCGUGCCAAGCAUUCGCUCCCUGUAUGAUUCUGUCAGUGGAGGAGGAGAAGGAGACGGCACUACUGCUGGCCAGGAAGGAGCCAUGGCUGCUGUAUUCCUCCCAGGAAACCUUCAAGAUGAAGCCAUCUGCUCGGUCUGCCUGGAGUACUUCAAAGACCCCGUGUCCAUCGAGUGCGGCCACAACUUCUGCCGGGCCUGCAUCGCCAAGAGUUGGAAAAGCCUGGAGGCUGAUUUCCCCUGUCCUCAGUGCAGGGAGGUUUUCAAGGAGAAGAACUUCAGGCCCAACCGACAGCUGGCCAACAUGUCCGAGAUCAUCAGCCAGUUCAUCUUCCGCGGCGGGAAGGGCCUCGAGGAAGACGGCCUCUGCGAGAAGCACAAGGAGGCCCUGAAGCUCUACUGCAAAGAUGACCAGAAGACCAUCUGCGUGGUGUGUGACCGGUCAAGGGACCACAGGCCUCACAGCGUGGUGCCCAUAGAAGAGGCAGCCCAGGAAUACAAGGAACAAAUUCAGACCCGUUUGGAUUUCUUGAAAAAAGAGAGACAAGAGCUCCUGGAAUUCAAGACACAGGAUGACAAGAAAAGUCAAGAUCUCUUAAAAACUAUAGAGGUGGAGAGGCAGAAGGUCCUUUCUGAAUUUGAGGGGCUGCGUCAGUUUCUGCAUGAGCAAGAGCAGCUCCUGCUGAGUCAGCUGGACAAGAUGGAGAAAGGCAUCACCAAGAGGCAGAAUGAAAACAUCACUGAGCUCUCCAGGGAGAUUUCGCUCCUCAACAAGCUGAUUGCUGACCUGGAGGAGAAGAUCCAAGAGCCUGUGCUCGAUUUCCUCAAGGAUGUGGAAAAUGCCCUUAUCAGGAGUGACAAUCUUAAAUGUCCGAAGCCCAUCCCUGUUUCUUCUGACAUGAAGGGUCAUAUCUGCAAUUUCUCUCUGAAGACCGUGGUCCUCAAGGCAGCACUAAAGAAAUUCAAAGAAAAUCUGCGGGAUGAAUUGGGGAAAGGCGAGAAAGAGGAAUUGCUCCUGGAUGUAGAGACGGCCAACCACCUCCUUAUGCUUUCCGCUGACCUGAAGACUGUGAGGAUGGGCUGCAGGAAGCAAGAUCUACCCGACAGCCCCAAACGCUUUGACACCAACUCCCGAGUCCUGGCCACGGAGGGUUUCAAGACGGGGAGGCAUUACUGGGAGGUGGAGGUGGGGUCCGCGGAUGGCUGGGCCUUCGGGGUGGCCAAGGAAUCGGUGCGGAGGAAAGGGUUGACUCAGUUUUGUCCCGAAGAGGGUAUCUGGGCAAUGCAGCAAAACAGCGGGCGGUACUGGGCAGUCACCACCCCUCAGCGCACCCCGAUUUUCCUGCCUGAGAGGCUCAGCAAAGUUAGAAUCUACUUAGACUAUGAAGGGGAAGAGGUGUCCUUCUACAACGCGGACAACAUGCAGCACAUUUUCACCUUUAACGUCUCCUUCACGGAGAGGGUGUUUCCGCUCUUCUCGGUUUGCUCCACUGUCACAUACAUUAAACUGUGUUCUUGAAACGGAUAGGCUUCUUAGUUGGAGGUAGGGGUCAGCUAUGUACUGUAUGCACACGUGGCAAAUUAUUGCUUGCCAAGACCUCGCUGGUGGUAGUGACCACCGAGUGUCUAGUUGCAUGGCCAGGGACGUAGUGGAGCUGAGGGUCACAGGGAUGAAGCUCCUGUUUUGGAUUAGCAGGGGAUGCUGACGUCAUCUGCCACCCCCCUCUCGGGCUUCCCGGCAAUCCUCACACUAGCUGGAGAGCGGUGGGGAUGUAUGUAUAUAUCAACAAUAUGUUAUUGUGAACCAGUGGGGGCUGGUGGCUCCCAUGUCGGUGUAGUGGUGAAUCUGUUCUGGGUUUCUGUCACAGCCAGUCAGAACUUAAAGGAAGCACAUUGGAUAAUUCCUUUACAGUUCUGAUUGGUACUGACUGAAACCUGGAGCAGAUUC
This is a messenger RNA of Elgaria multicarinata webbii, 2183 nucleotides long. RefSeq names its product E3 ubiquitin-protein ligase TRIM7-like. The record is from RefSeq and is a predicted model, not a curated record. Gene Ontology annotation, molecular function: ubiquitin protein ligase activity; protein binding; zinc ion binding. The transcript is spliced from 8 exons. Gene Ontology annotation, biological process: protein ubiquitination. The coding region runs from base 186 to 1754 and encodes 522 amino acids. Gene Ontology annotation, cellular component: cytoplasm. NCBI's taxonomy places the organism in Eukaryota, Metazoa, Chordata, Lepidosauria, Squamata, Anguidae.